Rotaria sp. Silwood2 is the source of this 534-nucleotide messenger RNA. Lineage: Eukaryota; Metazoa; Rotifera; Eurotatoria; Philodinida; Philodinidae. The record is from the annotation of a GenBank genome assembly.
AUGUUCUUUGAAAAUCGUCGUUUAUUACUUCUUAUAAUCCCAAUAUGCAUUGCUAUUGCAAUAUAUUCAAUACCAUUUGAUGGUAAACAAAUCAUAUCUCUUGAUGCUCCUUUAACUACUACUUUUGAUGUUCUUGUUAAUCAUGUAUGGAAAUUGCAUCCUUUUAUUAUUCAUAUAAAAGAAUUGAAAAAAAUUAACUCUACUUGUUCAUAUUAUGAAAUAACAUAUCGUUUUCCAUUUAUUCCAUCAUUUAGAAUAAAUAUUCCAUCAACAUAUUAUGUACAAAUGAAUAUUGAUCGAGAAAAUAAUUGUUUAACAAGUAUUGUUGAUACACAAUUGAAUAUAAUGCAUGCACAUCAUCAAUAUUGUAUGCAUAGAAAUACAUUAAAACCAACAACAACAAUAAUAACAGAUCAAUUUCAUGGUAAAUCAUGGAUGAUUUUUAAAUAUUAUAUACGAAAAACUAUGUUGUUAUCACAUAAACUCACUCUGGAUAAAUUACGAAAAGAAAUGAUGAUUUAUUCAACGGAAUAG